This is a messenger RNA of Funneliformis mosseae, 3009 nucleotides long. NCBI's taxonomy places the organism in Eukaryota, Fungi, Glomeromycota, Glomeromycetes, Glomerales, Glomeraceae. The record is from the annotation of a GenBank genome assembly.
AUGGUAUCGACGUACAGUCAACCUCCUUUGUUUUCUCACAAACUGCCACCUUCUGAUAACUUUGAUAUAAAUAGAUUGAAUCCUAAUAAUCAGAAUUGCGACAGCAACGGUGACGGCGGAAUUCAAGGGAGCUUGAACGAACAACCGCAAAUACAACAGAACUUCCCGGCCAGCUCACGUCAAAUAACUUACAGCAGGGUUCCAAGUCAACGUAACGGUGACUUUAGAAAGUCCUCUCAAGGCUCAACCUCUCUCAACACGUCACAAGUAACGACUUCCACCACGGCUUCAAAGCCGGAAUACCAGCACCAUCCGAAUUGCCGUCAAAACAAUUUUGGUGCAAAUUCGAAUAAUAUCAAAAGCAAAAAUAUGGCCCGUAAUCCAAUUAACAACAGGGUGUUAAACAAUGUUAAAUGGUCCGAUGGUGAAAAAUCAAAGGAUUCAGAAAAAUCAAAAAAACCCGCUUUGGGAGAUAUUCAUAAAGUUCUUCUGGAACCUCCUUACUUCUCAAAACCUUGCAAGAAUAAAUUAUAUACAAAAGCAAAAGACGCCUUGCCACAUGGAGUUCGUGUCGAAAAUAUGACUUGGCGUAUGAUGGCCGUCACUUUAAGACGUAAAAAUCUUGAAAAAGAGCAAGUGAGACGACCGCCACUCAACAACCGUAAUUAUAACAAGGUUCCCACCACAACUUUCCGUUCGACGAAUUCGAAAAGGUCUUCCAAAAUUUUGAUGUGUAAACAAGCAAAGGUUGAACCUACCAAUGAAAAGAAUAAUGUCAAUGAAGAUAUAAGCAUAUGUGAACAAUAUGAUGUGGAGAUGGGAGAUUCAUUUUCGGAUGAUAACAGCUGUGAACGUGAUUUACCUACUGGCAUCUCCGUAGACCAUUUAGAUGAUCAUAAGUUUGAAGAAAUGUUUGUAGAUGAUCAUGCGCAUCUAGUAAAUUCCCCAUCAGAUACUAGUACAAGUAAUACGGAUGAUAAUCAUUCUUCAUACACGUCAUCUCCUUCGCCCGUUCUCACUUCAAAGACUUCGGCUAUUCCUAUCCCCGUUGUCUCUUCGUCAGCUGCUCAUACGAUACCAACUACCCCUUCAAAUGGACUGGAAUUCAAUUUUAGUGAUACCAAUGCUGCAGAAGACUUUUGUUUCUCCCACCCUUCUUUCUCGUUAAAUAGGAAGAAUUUUGUAAACUUUUCUGGAAAACCUUCCAACCUUCAAAUGCGUCCGAUAGCAAUUCCCGUGUCUCGAGGGGUUCCUAACAUGAGUAACUCGAUCGGAAAUUAUCCCUUCAAGAAGACCCAAAGGCAGAGAUCCACCAGUUUAAUUCUUCCAGUAUCUAGCAUAACAAUACCUAGCGAUACUGCCGAUGACUCUGACAUAGAAUUACCAGAUUCAAUGUCGUCUUCUUUGACCAGCGCGUCGACUAAUACGCAAUUUACGUAUACGCCUUUUAAUCCUCCGUAUGAUCAACACCAUUCGAUGGAUUAUGCUGGUUCGUCAGCUCUCUUGAGUUCGUCGGCUCCUCAUUCUUAUCCUUUUUUCAGCGAAUUGACCAAUCAUGAUAUGAAUAAUUCCGCGCAAAUACCAUAUCAGUCAGCCGCUCGUCCGGUAAAUAAUGGAGGGUUUUAUUUCGGAGAUUAUAAUGGUACAGGUGAUCUUACGAAUGGAGAUUCUACAGCUGCAUCAGUGUUCGAUAUGGUUAACAUUUAUUACGUAAACGGUCCUAAUAACCAGUUGAACUUGUCUUCGCUAUCACACGUUAACCCAUCUCAAUUGUUCAGCACAUCACCUUCAUCGAUUUCAUAUGAUUUACAGUCCAACGAACAAAUUUGUUCCUCAGAAGAGUCUGAUGGUCAAGAUAAAGCUUCAAGUUCAAUGGGUUAUGAUCAAGCAAAUUUAAGGGAGUGGGGUAGAGGUGAUGAAAGGAAUAAUGGUUGUAGUAGCAACAUUGUAAAUAGCACUUCCAAGAUAAAAAGACAUUCAUCAUCUAACGUUGAUACAAAUAAUAAGAACAUUUCAUCGUCACUGCCAAACGGUGAGGGGGAAUCAUCCAAUGGUUUAACGUCACCGGGCAAAAGACCGAGGUCAUCAUCCCGUGCUUCUUUGACGGCGCCGGUAAAUACUGGUCCCAUAAAAUCUGUUCAAAAUAACAAUAACCCCUCAUCAUCUUCACCCCCAUCUCCCACAAUACCUAAAGAUCCAAACAAUAAUAAUGGCAAUUCGUCAAAGAACGCGGUACCGACCACUUGCACGAAUUGUCAUACACAGACGACGCCAUUAUGGCGUCGCAAUCCCGAAGGUCAACCCCUUUGUAAUGCAUGUGGUUUGUUCUUGAAAUUGCAUGGCGUUGUUAGACCUCUAAGUUUAAAGACAGACGUUAUAAAGAAACGUAAUCGAGGUGGUGCUGCAGCGGCUGGAAAAAAUCCCGGUAAAAAUGGUUUAAAAGGUAAUAGUGUACAAUUAGGUCCUGGUGGUGCUAGCAUGAGCGUAAUGGGCAAAAGAACGUCAUUUACGAGUAAUAUGAACUCUCGAUCAGACGUUGUAAAUACACCCGCUACGGCAUCGGUAUUAUCCACGUCAGCACCUACCGCACAAUAUUCAAAUAAUGCAUUUAGUGCCAGACCAAAUAUUCAGGGAGUCCAAAAAAGGCAGAGACGGUUCUCUUCAAGUGAUGAACGACAAUUAUUGAAUGCUCAACAAAUACGGCAUUCACAACAACAGUCACAAAUGAGCACAUCACUUUCCGGGUCGAGUGUCCGAGCACAAAUGAUGAUGGCGACGACAAUGCAGCAGCAACAAAAGCAGCAAGAAGAAAAUGGUAACUCAACCGUAUCUUCAAGUAAUUCUCAACAAUCGCCUCUUCAAUCCACGCUAGUUUCAUCCGAUGAUGAAAGUCUACCAAACGGUUAUACUACGCGUCCUAAUGUGAUGAUCCACCCACAAUCGUUUAGUGAUGAUGAAUCAGAGAGUUCUGUAGUAAAUAGAGAUACUGCUAUGGAAUUAGGUUUUUAA